Messenger RNA from Parnassius mnemosyne (clouded apollo), 405 nucleotides. The record is from the annotation of a GenBank genome assembly. Lineage: Eukaryota; Metazoa; Arthropoda; Insecta; Lepidoptera; Papilionidae.
AUGAAGCCAACCAAACUGAAAAGGCACCUAGAAACUAAGCAUCCACAGUUAAAAAAUAAAGAUGAAUCUUAUUUUAAACGACUUGCCACCAAACUAAAGUCACAGCAGGUUGAUUUCCAAAAAUACACAACAGUUAACCAAAAAGCCUUACAAGCAUCUUUCGAGGUUUCCUUUUUGAUUGCCAAAACUAAAAAACCUCACAACAUUGGCGAGACGCUCAUUUUGCCAGCUGCAAUGAAAAUGGUUUCGAUCAUGCAAGGAGAAAAGUAUGCCAAUUUACUGAAAACAAUUCCACUAUCAAGUGACACUGUUCAUCGUCGUAUCAAUCUACUUGCUGAUGAUAUCAAAAUACAACUUAUAGAUCGCGUGAAAGGGAGUCCCUAUUAUGCUAUUCAGCUGAAUUAA